AUGGCUGACGUGAUGCCCAAGUUUCCUGCCAUGGACCUUUUGCUGGGUUGCAUGUACAUCGGCGUCAUGCUCAACGUCUGGUUGUUCGGUUUUUCGAUCGUACAAGCCUACAUCUACUAUGUCAACUUCAAGACUGACAAACCACUCAUGAGGUACUUUGUGCUCUUCCUUGUUAUCGCCGACACUGUCAACGCCGUUUUCGACCAGGUCUUCAUGUACCAGUACCUCGUCUCCAACUUUGGCAACCUCGAAUACGCCAGCAAGAGUAACCGUGCCUUUGCUGCCGACCCGGUGCUGACAGGCAUCAUCGCCUUUUCAACUCAGCUCUUCUUCGCCUGGCGAGUGUACAAGCUGAUGCACUCCAAGAUCAUGCCCGCGUUCAUCGCCGCGGGCGCGCUCAUCUCGCUGCUCAGCUCCAUCGGCACCACCAUCGGUGUCGAGAUCGUUCUUCUCUUUUCAGAAUUUCAAAAGUUCCAGGAGGUCGUUAUCUUGUGGCUCGGCUUCGCUGCGCUCACGGACCUUCUCAUUACCGGCUCGCUCGUCUAUACGCUGAACAAGUCGCGAACCGGUUUCGCCGCCACCGACGACGUCAUCACCAAGCUAAUCAGGAUGACGCUCCAGACGGGUGCGCUCACUACCCUGUUCGCUAUUGUCGACCUGAUCCUCUUCCUUGCUUCCACCACUACGCUCCACCUGGUCUUCAACUUGCCGUUGGCCAAGCUCUACGUCAAUUCGCUGCUCUCGACGCUCAACGCACGUGUCACCAUCGGCCAGGGUCCACAGCAGUACACGAUGGAGGGCUCCACCAGCGACAAUGCUCGUCGCGGCAUUUCGACGCGUACCAAGCGCUCCAAUGUCUUCCGCCCCGGUGGGAACAACCAGCCCACCAUCAUCCAUACUCAGGCUUCGCAUCACGACGAUGUUGAGAAUGGGCUUGGUGCAUUCAGCAGCCAGGACCACUUUGAGACUGGGGUGCACAUCAAGACGAUCGAGGAGACGUUCGAGGAGCGUCACCAGGAUGACGGUCUGCGCGACUACCCCAGCUCGCACAAUGACUCGCUGCCCGUGCUGGAAAAGAGCCGCGCGGACAACGACUCGCUCUGA
Mycosarcoma maydis (corn smut) is the source of this 1104-nucleotide messenger RNA. RefSeq lists its product as uncharacterized. The transcript has 2 exons. NCBI's taxonomy places the organism in Eukaryota, Fungi, Basidiomycota, Ustilaginomycetes, Ustilaginales. The record is from RefSeq and is a predicted model, not a curated record. Bases 1 to 1104 code for a protein of 367 amino acids.